AUGCCCUUCAACACCGCGCUCACAAGGAAGCUUGGGAUAAAGAUCCCUGUUGUCCAGGGGGGCAUGCAAUGGGUCGGAUACGCUGAGCUCGCCAGCGCCGUGAGCAACGCAGGCGGCCUGGGAAUCCUGACAGCCCUGACUCAACCCACCCCCGAAGACCUCCGCAAAGAGAUCCGGCGAUGUCGCACCAUGACCAAGAAUCCCUUCGGCGUGAACCUAACCCUCCUCCCCGCCCUCUCCCCGCCCGACUACCCAGCCUACGCACGCGUGAUAAUCGAAGAAGGCAUCCGCAUCGUCGAGACGGCCGGCAACAGCCCGGGCCCCGUAAUCAAGCAGCUCAAAGCCGCCGACUGCAUCAUCCUACACAAGUGCACCUCGAUCCGGCACGCGCAUUCCGCCGUCAAGCUUGGGGUGGACUUCCUCUCCAUCGACGGCUUCGAGUGCGCCGGCCACGUGGGGGAGAGUGACAUCACGAAUUUCAUCCUGCUGAGCCGCGCGCGCCAGACCCUGGGCGUGCCGUUCAUUGCCUCCGGUGGGUUUGCGGAUGGCCAGGGACUCGCGGCUGCACUGUCGCUGGGGGCCGAGGGCAUUAAUAUGGGCACGAGGUUUAUGUGUACGGUCGAGGCGCCGAUCCAUCAGAAGAUCAAGGAGGCGAUUGUCGAGGCGCAGGAAACGGAUACGGAGCUUGUGCUCAGGAGAUGGAGGAACACAAGCAGGUUGUUUAAAAACAAGGUCGCGGAGGAGGCGGUUAGGGUGGAGAGGGAGAGUCCGACGGGGAAGUUUGAGGAGGUUGCGCCGUUUGUUAGUGGGAAGAGGGGGAGACAGGUGUUUUUGAAUGGGGAUAAGGACUUUGGUGUAUGGACGGCCGGUCAAGUCAUCGGUCUGAUCCAUGACAUACCCACCUGCGAUGAGCUGGUGAAGCGCAUCGAGCGGGAAGCGAUCGAGACGCUACAGAAGGCGUCAUCGCUUCUCGUCGAGGACGACAGCACUGGCGAGAAGCCAAUCGCACAAGAUGGCAAAGUCGGCAAGAAUGUGAACAAUCCAGAGGCCGAGUUGUGGGGCAUUGGCAAGAGCAAGCUUUAG
Messenger RNA from Coniosporium apollinis CBS 100218, 1083 nucleotides. Its product is annotated as enoyl-[acyl-carrier protein] reductase I. The record is from RefSeq and is a predicted model, not a curated record. Bases 1 to 1083 code for a protein of 360 amino acids. Gene Ontology annotation, molecular function: nitronate monooxygenase activity. The transcript has 4 exons. Lineage: Eukaryota; Fungi; Ascomycota; Dothideomycetes.